UAAACCCUCGGUCCACCGCUGUGCGAACCCUCCUCCGCCCUUCCCCUCUCCGUCGCGGGACGACGGUGUUUUCCAAGCUGAGGCGCUUCGUGGGCUCCAUGGCGGCGGCGGCGCCGGUGUCCGGCCACCUCCGGGUGCGGUGCCCCUGCUCGCCCUUCCGCCACCGUCGGCCGUUUCCUCCGGCCCUUCCCGACCGAACAAGGCAACACUAUUCCAAUAGUUCAGACAUGGGAAUUAGAGAAAGCGGCGAUUUCAGGCUUGGAUUUUAUGCCAACUUUAAUGUGCAAAGUAGCAAACAAGAAUGGAUGAAUGAGAGCAGGAAGAUGUUUUAUCUUAGAACCACCAACGGUGUCAGCAAUAACAUCCAUAAUGGAGCCACUUCUCUAAGGGCUGAAGAUCUAAAUCAUGAACAACCCUUGGGUUCAACCUAUCCUUCCAUGUAUAACAAUCUAAGAGAAAGAGUGCCAUCUAAAUCAACUGUGAAUAGAUAUGCCAAUACAGAUUUGGUCAAGUGUAGUUUGACAAAUCGGUUUGCCCAUGCUGUGUCGGCCCCAACGAGUGUUGUUAACAAUCACAGCAAACUAUCGAGCAUGCCUAGUAGCUCUAAGGCGGAGAUUUCUUUGCAUGAUUGGUCAUCCAUGGAAGCCCCUCUGCCUAAUUUCUCAAAUACGGAGGCAACUUCAGAGUUUGAUGGCAAUGCUAAUGUUGGGUAUGAGAAUAAACACAAACUUUUUGCCAAAAAGGUGGCUCCAUCUUCCCCAGAAAAAAUAUCCUUGACCAAUGAGUCUAAAAGCACACGGAAGGCCCUUGCUGGCAUCUAUGACGAAGUUUUGGUUGUUGACAAUAUCGACUCAGCUGAGAAUGUUGUUCGAUUGCUUACUACAAAGUACAAAAGCUUUGUUCAUGCAUGCGACACAAAGGUAGCAAAUAUUGAUGUCAAAAAAGAGACACCGGUUGAUCAUGGAGAAGUAAUAUGCUUUAGCAUCUAUUCAGGAAAUUUGGAUGCACAUGCCGAUUUUGGAAAUGGCAAAACAUGCAUUUGGGUGGAUGUGCUAGACGGUGGGAGGGAUGUCUUGAUGGCGUUUGCUCCAUUCUUCGAGGACAUGUCUAUCAAGAAGGUUUGUCAUAACUAUAGUUUUGAUAGUCAUGUCAUUGAGAACUAUGGAAUCAAGGUGGCUGGGUUUCAUGCUGAUACAAUGCAUCUUGCACGCCUUUGGGAUUCUAACAGGAGAACCGAUGGUGGAUAUUUACUCGAAGGACUUACAAAUGAUCCGAGAGUCAUGAGUGAUGUUGGAAAGGAUUUGAUUAAAACUGGAAAGGUAUCAAUGAAAACAAUCUUUGGUACAAAAAAGAUUAGAAAAGACGGAGGUGAAGGGAAAGUUGUAUAUAUUGAACCAGUAGAAAAGCUGCAAAGGGAAGACAGAAAGAUGUGGAUUUGCUAUUCAUCAUUGGAUUCAGUGAAUACACUGAAGCUUUAUGAAAGCCUGAAAAGCAAGCUUGAAGCAAAAGAAUGGAUUUUGCAUGGUUGUCCUAGAGGAACAAUGUACGAUUUCUAUGAAGAGUAUUGGCGUCCCUUUGGUUCCCUUCUUGUGAAGAUGGAAACAGAGGGAAUGCUUGUUGAUCGUGCUUACCUCUCAGAGAUCGAGAAAACUGCUGUUGCUGAACAGAAAUUGGCUGCAGAUAAGUUCAGGCAAUGGGCAUCUGAAUAUUGUCCAGAUGCCAAGUACAUGAAUGUGAAUAGUGAUAUACAACUUCGCCAGCUUUUCUUUGCUGGCAUUGAGAACAGGCAUAAACAUGGUGAGACCUGGCCACAAAGUAAAAUGUUUAAAGUGCGAAAUGAUGAAAACGUAGCUCCAGAGGGCCAGAAGGCUUCAAAGUUCCGCACAAUCGAACUUUCUGGUAUUGUGGAAGAUCUGAAAAUUGAUAUGUUCGCCCCGAAUGGGUGGCCUUCAGUCAGCAUUGAUGCAUUGAAAAUAUUGUCUGAUAAGAUACCCAUGGAUCAAAUUUACACACCAAAGUGGUCGGACCCUUCCCUGGACCCUGCGCAAGCGGGAGCUACAUGCACCAGGUUGCCCUUUUUAGAAGACGACCAAGAGCGAGAUGAAUAUAGCAAUGGUUCAGAACUUCCCGAGCAGGAUAUAGAAGCGGCAUCAUCAUAUGGAACCGCAUAUGAACCGUUUGGUGGAGGAAAGAAGGGAACAGAAGCAUGCCAUGCCAUUGCGGCUGUGUGUGAAAGGUCCUCUAUUGACAAGUUGAUAUCCAGCUUCAUUCUUCCCCUGCAGGGAGAUAAUAUAUCAUGCAAGGAAGGGCGCAUUCACUGCUCGCUAAAUAUCAACACUGAGACAGGGCGCUUAUCAGCACGAAUACCAAAUUUGCAGAAUCAACCUGCACUUGAAAAGGAUCGAUAUAAGAUCCGCCAAGCUUUUGUUGCAGCUCCAGGGAACUCUCUUGUUGUUGCUGAUUAUGGCCAGCUGGAGCUGAGGAUCUUAGCCCAUCUUACUAGUUGUAAAAGCAUGCUGGAUGCUUUCAAGGCUGGUGGUGACUUUCAUUCUAGAACAGCUAUGAAUAUGUACGAGCAUGUACGUGAUGCUGUUCACGAAAAGAAAGUACUUCUUGAAUGGCAACCUCAACCAGGUCAAGAGAAGCCUCCAGUGCCAUUGUUGAAGGAUGCUUUUGGUGCUGAGAGAAGGAAGGCUAAAAUGCUUAAUUUCUCUAUUGCAUAUGGAAAGACAGCUCAGGGACUAUCCCGUGAUUGGCAGGUGUCUGUCAAGGAGGCAAGGGAUACACUCAAACUCUGGUACAGAGAUCGAAAAGAAGUUUCAGCUUGGCAAAAGAGGCAGAAAGAGCUUGCUCGUGAAAAAUGCGAAGUAUACACAUUGCUAGGACGGUCACGCCGCUUUCCUAACAUGACUCACGCACCCCAUGGUCAAAAAGGCCAUGUUGAUCGUGCUGCUAUAAAUGCACCAGUGCAGGGCAGUGCAGCAGAUGUUGCCAUGUGCGCAAUGCUUGAGAUAGAAAGAAAUGCUCGCCUUAAGGAGCUCGGUUGGAGACUCCUAUUACAGGUGCACGACGAAGUGAUACUGGAGGGGCCUACAGAAUCUGCUGAAGCGGCCAGGGCCAUCGUGGUAGAGUGCAUGUCCAAACCCUUCUAUGGAACCAACAUCCUGAAGGUGGACCUGGCUGUUGACGCCAAGUGUGGAAAGAGUUGGUAUGACGCCAAGUAGAAGUUGUUCUCGCAUGCACAUACAUGAUCAGAUGUGCAUGUUUGUCGGCCACAAAAUAUGACCAUAUCGGCUCCAUCAGACACGGUGGGAUUGGGCUGGUGUAGAUAUUGCAGUUCCAGUAGCGGCAGAAGCAGUGCAAGAGCAUUGAAGAACGGCAGUGGUGGCACGAAGGAGUUUUUUUUUUUAAAACGAGGCAAAAGAUUUGCCAUUUUCAUUGAAUAAGGAGAAGAGUUUGUGUUCCUACAUAAUAGCCCCGCAAAAACGGGAAAGGGGCAAGGCCUACUCUCGCGGCAUCAAAUUAUAUCAAAUUACACAAAUGUCUAGCACCCGCCAAA
Messenger RNA from Triticum aestivum (bread wheat), 3559 nucleotides. RefSeq names its product DNA polymerase I A, chloroplastic. Gene Ontology annotation, biological process: DNA-templated DNA replication; double-strand break repair. The transcript is spliced from 13 exons. The coding region runs from base 99 to 3224 and encodes 1041 amino acids. Gene Ontology annotation, molecular function: DNA binding; DNA-directed DNA polymerase activity; 3'-5' exonuclease activity. The record is from RefSeq and is a predicted model, not a curated record. NCBI's taxonomy places the organism in Eukaryota, Viridiplantae, Streptophyta, Magnoliopsida, Poales, Poaceae.